Messenger RNA from Dryobates pubescens (Downy woodpecker), 2193 nucleotides. It is a transcript of the gene LUM, whose product is annotated as lumican. Gene Ontology annotation, molecular function: protein binding. The coding region runs from base 248 to 1279 and encodes 343 amino acids. NCBI's taxonomy places the organism in Eukaryota, Metazoa, Chordata, Aves, Piciformes, Picidae. The transcript has 3 exons. The record is from RefSeq and is a predicted model, not a curated record.
UUGUCCAUGCCACACCACAAGAUCCCCAUGAUGACAUAGCAGCUUCACACAACAGCCUGACUAGGGCUUUUCUUUCCUUUUUUUUUUUUUCCCCCUGCUGUAACACAGAGGAUCUGGCAGAUUUUUACCUCCUGACACUGUUUACAGCAUAUAUUGGUGGAUACAGUCCCCUGUUGCCUCUGCUCUGGGAAUUAAGGGAAAGCAGCUUCGAGGCAGGAAGCACAGAGGGACAAGACACAUUGCAAAGAUGCCUUUAAGCUCCCUCCCCAUCUUUCUGGUUCUAAUUAGUGGUAUUUUGGGCCAGUAUGACUACGGCCCUGCAGAUGAUUAUGGUUAUGAUCCUUUCGGGCCAUCUGCAGCAGUCUGUGCCCCAGAAUGCAACUGUCCUCUCAGCUACCCUACUGCCAUGUAUUGUGACAACCUGAAGCUGAAAACCAUCCCCAUCGUCCCAAGUGGAAUAAAAUACCUCUAUCUCCGAAACAAUAUGAUUGAGGGCAUCGAGGAGAACGCCUUUGACAACGUUACAGACCUGCAGUGGCUGAUCCUGGAUCACAACCACCUGGAGAAUUCAAAGAUUAAGGGAAGAGUCUUCACCAAGCUAAAGAAUCUGAAGAAACUUCACAUUAACUACAACAAUCUGACCGAAGCUGUGGGACCUCUCCCCAAAACGCUGGACGACCUGCAGCUGAGUCACAACAAGAUCACGAAAGUCAACCCUGGUGCCCUCGAGGGGUUGGUGAAUCUGACUAUCAUCCACCUCCAGAACAACCAGCUGAAAGCAGAUUCGAUUGCUGGAGCCUUCAAAGGCCUGAAUUCACUUCUGUAUCUUGACUUGAGCUUCAAUGGCCUCACAAAGCUGCCAACAGGACUGCCUCACUCCUUGCUCAUGCUGUAUUUUGACAACAACCAGAUCUCCAACAUCCCAGAUGAGUACUUCCAAGGUUUUAAAGCCCUGCAGUAUUUGCGUUUGUCUCACAACAAAUUAACUGAUUCUGGGAUCCCAGGCAAUGUCUUCAACAUCACCUCCCUGGUUGAGUUGGAUCUCUCCUUCAACCAGCUGAAGAGCAUCCCAACUGUCAGUGAGAACCUUGAGAACUUCUACCUCCAAGUCAACAAAAUUAACAAGUUCCCCCUGAGCAGCUUCUGCAAGGUUGUUGGGCCAACGACCUACUCCAAGAUCACACACCUGCGCCUGGACGGAAACAACCUCACUCGAGCUGACCUGCCCCAGGAGAUGUACAACUGCCUUCGGGUGGCUGCUGAGAUUUCCCUGGAGUGAGACAACUGGGAGCAUCCAGCUGCCUUCUGGGGGCAGUAGCUAGAGGAAUGACAUCGUGGUAGCUCUUUAAAAUUAGGAUAUGCCUUAAAGCAAGCAAACAAAGAAGAGUCAGUUUGUAUAUUAUCCAUCCUCUCGGUUAAUGUCUAGCACACGCUUGGCAGCCUUCAGGAAACCCUGUGUGUGUGUUUUUACUACCUGUUGUACCUAGAAAGCACAAGGAGGACCAAAAUGUGGAGCAAAAAAAAAAGAGUAUGCCUGCAUCUGGCUAGGCAAAGCAUUCAGCUUCACAGAUAAUCUGUGCCCAUGGAUGCAAGACCUGCCAGCUGGUGCCAGGCUUAGGUGGAAGUCAGCUGGGUUUCAGCACAGUGCUGGCCUGUGUAAAUAGAAGAAUCCUUUCCAAUCCUUCCAGCUUUCUUAAUUAUUCACACCUUUUUCAUAUCAUUAUUAUUAUUAAAAGGAAAAAUAAUUAUGCUUUAUCAAGAUUAAGAACAAUUUGAAAUGCAUGAAAAUAUCUUUUCAGAGCCCCUGAGGUUAGUAAAUUAAUGGAAUGUGUGGAAGGUAAGAGGGAAAGCAACGUUUUGUUCAGGUUCUUUUUGUCCUGCUUUCAGUUAAAGAUUCCUGCUAAGGUUUUUAUCCAUUUCUGGUAGAACUGUUAGUUCAAAGUAAGUCAUAUAUGGAAGUAUUUUUCACUCAAUUACUUUGCAUGCUACUUUUAACCAGAUUGUAGAAAAAUAAAGCAUAGCAAGUAGUCCUUUUGUGUGUGUGUGUGUGUGUCCAUAUUGUUGUCAACUAUGUUUCAGUCUUUUAUAAACUGAAAAACAAACCCACCCCAAAUAUUUCAGGUUAAGGCAAGAUAAUCUGAGCUGUUCUGUUCUGAUUAAAGUUUACUGUAAGGUUAAAUAAACUGUUUUGUC